Messenger RNA from Candidula unifasciata, 247 nucleotides. The record is from the annotation of a GenBank genome assembly. Lineage: Eukaryota; Metazoa; Mollusca; Gastropoda; Stylommatophora; Geomitridae.
AUGUCAGGUAGUAUAGGUGACAGUUGGUCCAUGUCAGGUAGUAUAGGUGACAGUUGGUCCAUGUCAGGUAGUAUAGGUGACAGUUGGUCCAUGUCAGGUAGUAUAGGUGACAGUUGGUCCAUGUCGGGUAGUAUAGGUGACAGUUGGUCCAUGUCAGGUAGUAUAGGUGACAGUUGGUCCAUGUCAGGUAGUAUAGGUGACAGUUGGUCCAUGUCAGGUAGUAUAGGUGACAGUUGGUCCAUGUCAG